Priceomyces carsonii is the source of this 588-nucleotide messenger RNA. RefSeq lists its product as uncharacterized. The coding region runs from base 1 to 588 and encodes 195 amino acids. NCBI's taxonomy places the organism in Eukaryota, Fungi, Ascomycota, Pichiomycetes, Serinales, Debaryomycetaceae. The record is from RefSeq and is a predicted model, not a curated record. The transcript has a single exon.
AUGUUCAGGCCACUAAUUCAACUGACUAGAUUAAACUUGGGAAUUGCAAGAUUUAGUACCAAGCAUAUGUGGAGGCCACUAUCUCAAACUUCACAUCAAUUUGCUAGCAAUAUCACGGUUAGGACUUCGAACAGAGCAGGCUUGAAGUUGUUGGGUUGUGUAACUGGUGCCCUUGGAUUUGCCAGUUUCUUAAAUAGAUCUUCAGCCGUUCUCAACGAGACUUACCGAUCAUCAGGAUCACUUGGAGGACAGGUUCAGGCCGAUGUUACCAGAAUUGAGAAGUCAGCCAAGACUAGCAAGUCGAGGUUCGGAGGCAAGCUCAAUUAUCAAGAGCUUUGCAUUGGAUCCGUUACGGGUUUAUUCUUGGGAAUUAUUGCUGGUAAGUUGAGUUCUGUAAUUGUUUUUUUAACUCUUUCGAGUUACUUGCUACUUCAGUUUUUACAAUCCAGAGAUAUUAUCACGAUUCCCUGGAAGAAAAUGAUCAACGUUGGCUCGGAGUCAAUUGAUAUCAGAACAUUAGUGUUUGAGAAACUAAGCUUCAAAAUCUCAUUCGUGUCAUCAUUCUUAAUUGCAGCGUUUAAUGUAUAG